AUGCUCACUUCUAGUAAUCAGUAUUUGAGACCGGAUUAUCUGUCGCCUUUGCCGACCACGCUCGACGCGAAAAAGAGCCCGUUGGCACUACUCGCACAGACCUGCAGUGCGAUCGGCGCUGACACACCCAACCCCAAGCUGAUAUCUGCCGCGGAAAAAGCGAGCAAAAAAUACGAAGACAAACCGAUGCAUGUGGAUAACAAACCGAGUUUUAAGCCUUAUGAGUCGUGCCUGACGAGAGAAAAGACUAGAACGCCCGAAGACAGGUCCGCUUCGGUUAACGCUCAUCCUAAAACACCGUCUUCUAAGGGCAGCGCUUCGACGACUCCCGUUCAAGCCCGAUGUCAUAGCAACCAAAGUUCUUCAUCACAGAGAACGUCACCUCCAGCUCAUCGCAAAACACCGUCGGAAAAAUCGGAUGAGAGAUCAAGCCCACUGCACUCACCCGCUCAAACCAAAUCAAGUUCAGAAUCUAGCUCAUCUGCGAAGUUACCAUAUCCUCACACUAGUUUAGCGUCCACCGCUGACACCAAAGAACCCUCAAGUUUUAAACCCAGCAUACCAGUCAGUUCUUCAGCUUUCCUCGGUGGAUUGCCUCCUACCGGAUUCCCGUUGCAUAUGGAUUUAAUGACUAGUAGCAUAAUGGCAGCUCAACACCAAGCUUUAAAGAACGGAUUGAAUCCUUAUCUUGCCUAUGCCCGAAUGAAAGCUCCCGGCGGCGAUCUAGGUAUGUGUAGAGAUCCAUAUUGCACCGGAUGCUCUCUAAGUUCGCAUUUAUUAAAAUCUGCAGUAUGUCCAGCUGGCUGUGCCCAAUGUGAUCAUGCUAAAACUCCGUUUCCAUUACCAGCGAACCAUCCAGCAGCGGCGGCAUACGCUCACGCACAACUAGCGGCUCUCGCUGCCGCAUCUCAACUACCAUUCGUGUGCAGUUGGAUGGCCGGUGACUCUGCAUACUGUGGCAAGAGAUUUGCAACUUCGGAAGAAUUGCUGCAACAUUUACGCUCCCACACGGCCAGUGGUGAAUCCAGUCCUAGUCUGUCCAUGCUAAGCGCCACUCACCCGCUCCUCCAGAGGACGUACCCGACCCCGCCCCUGUCUCCGCUGACUCCUCGUUUCCAUCCAUACAGCAAGCCCUCUCACCUGGUCUCCUCACCGCCUCUGCCGUUUCCUCUCCCGCCACAUCCAUCGCUAGCAGCCUAUUUCCCCUCCUAUCCCCUCUUCGGACCGCGUCCUCUUCACCCUUGA
Messenger RNA from Danaus chrysippus (African queen), 1245 nucleotides. The record is from the annotation of a GenBank genome assembly. Lineage: Eukaryota; Metazoa; Arthropoda; Insecta; Lepidoptera; Nymphalidae.